Messenger RNA from Acaromyces ingoldii, 1660 nucleotides. RefSeq lists its product as hypothetical. The record is from RefSeq and is a predicted model, not a curated record. Lineage: Eukaryota; Fungi; Basidiomycota; Exobasidiomycetes; Exobasidiales; Cryptobasidiaceae. The transcript has a single exon. Bases 215 to 1306 code for a protein of 363 amino acids.
UUCACUCACCACUGCGACGACUGCCAAAAAUUCGAUGUCAUGACCUAUGUGAAGCCCAUUCCCGCUCCCUUCUCGUCCGUUGUCGCGCGCCAGCAACCGCGGACCUUCCCUCCUCGCCUCGCUGUCCGGACUUUGCGAUCGAAGCGUAACGCCUCGGCGGUUCGUCGGUUGAGCGCGGCAAAACGAACGGGAUGGGCGAGCCGCGUGGGUGGCGAUGAAUGUUUGCUGCCUCCACAGCGAGGCCCACCGCCGUCUUUUCGCACGCCGUACCUCAAGACAUCUGACAGAAAAUAAUCUCUGGUUCAUGAAUUUUAUUCAUUUAUUUAAGACUAAAGAUAGAGCUCGCGCCUUCUUCCUCGAGGACCCACAAGACAGACAACGGCCAAUCGCACGCUCGAGCAUGCCAUCGAAGAGCAAGAAAAAGGGCGGCGCAUCGAGGCCGGCAGGGCCAGCGCACACGGACUCACUCAGAAAAGACAUCGAAGCGGCGAGAACCACCGAGAGGAAGAAGCAGUCGUCGCAAGAUCCCUUUUCGGAUGGUGACGGAAACCCCGACGACGGGCUCGACAUUGCCGACCAGCUGCUGGCUAGCCUCGACGCACGGGAUGCCGCGGCUGCUGGUCUCGCUCAACCGCCGCCGGCAAAGGAGGAGAAGAGCAGCCAUCACCUUGCCGUUCCGCAGGCUGAUAAGCCGAGACGGAGCAGUGGCAUGUCGGGGGAGAGCGGACAGAGUGGGAGCAGCUCCUCAUCUGCGUCACACAGAGGGCCUGGCGAGAUGCUCAGAGACAUCUUUGGCGGGCAUCAUCAUUCGAAGAGUCCGCCGCCGAUCGAAGACGGGGCAACAGACGGGGCAGGCUCGGGCUCGGGAGGAGCGACUGGGGCGGCGGCCGAAAGUACCUCAAUGAAGAGGGGCGGGUCAAUCUCAAAGAGCAUGGGCAAGCUCUUCGGUCACAGCCCCGGCAAGGAUGCUGAGACGUCACCGACGCUUUCACCUUCGGAUAGCAACUCCACUGCCGACGGCGCCAAGAAAAAGGUGCCAAGGCAAAAGGCCCGAAAGGUGAGUCUUAACUCUGUCUGUCUCGCUCCUUGUUUGCGACGCAUGAUACUGGCGCCCGACGGCGCGAGAGCCGACCCGCCGAGAUAUGAUCGAUGUGUCGGGGCGAGAUGGCUUCGUCACGCCUUUUUUGUGCGUGGGCGUAGGUUUUGUCGUCCUACUCUGCCCACAAGAGGAGGACUACACUGGGCUGAGGUCUCUUCCUUGUUGGGAUUGGGUGCGGACGGCGGUCGUUAUCUUUGUCUUCCCUGAAAAAGUGACUUGUGUCUGACUGUUCUCUGUCGCUUUUCUUCCCUGCUUUCUUUCUCUCUCUUUCCAUCAUCGACUCGACCUUGCGACCUCACAUCUGUCCACCUUGGCUUUAUAUCCAUGUUCGCACAACCCUUUACCUAUCCGGGUCCUACGGCUACCCGCCCCUCUCCCUCUCCAUCGCCUCUGCCUUCGCCUACCUUCCGUCCACGCUCGUGGAACCAAACGCCGGCUCAAUCUGCAUCACGCGUCCUUCGCCCUUCAUUCCACCGGUCGAAAUCAUCGUCGUCGUGCCACUCUCUCUCGGCCCGUUCCGACCUUGGCAUGUCCUGCAUUGCCCCUUCGCCCUUUCCGAUC